Podospora anserina S mat+ is the source of this 465-nucleotide messenger RNA. RefSeq lists its product as uncharacterized. The transcript has 4 exons. NCBI's taxonomy places the organism in Eukaryota, Fungi, Ascomycota, Sordariomycetes, Sordariales, Podosporaceae. The coding region runs from base 1 to 465 and encodes 154 amino acids. The record is from RefSeq and is a predicted model, not a curated record.
AUGAGAAGGGAACUAUUUAUCCAGUCUCUAAGCUCCCCUAGGCGAGACGAGAUUGUAGCACUACGGCUCCAAGUUGCGCAGGUCCAGACUGAAGUGGUCUUGAUACAGAACGCAGAGCUCUUGAUCACCCGAGACAGAGAGGGAAAACAGAGGCUGAUUAUUGUCAGCGAGAACAAGUGCACAAUACUCAACCAAGCCCUACCUGAUGAUUGCUUCACCGCGGUUCGGAAAAGUCCCAGUUUCAGCGCCCCAACAUGGCUUGUUCAGAUGAAAAGUGAUGGAAAUCAACAGGUAUUUCACUACCCGAAGGGAUUUCGAAUGCUCAGGUUUCAUGACAAUAAUGCUACAAGAAUGUUUCAACUGGGGCGCGAGGCACUCUCUCAGAGCGAGGGAAAAGCGAAUUUACCCAUCAGGAAUCGACCUGAUGAAAGUGGGGGCCAGAUUGAACUUGACCGCAGUGUGUGA